AUGGCCCGGCAGGCAGUGUUGGUGGCCACCCUGCUGGUGCUGUGCUUGCUGCGCUUGCCGCCUGGCCUGGCAUGGUACAAACAGGCAGCUGGGCCCAGCUACUACUCAGUGGGCCGUGCUGCAGGGCUGCUAUCUGGCUUCCGCCGGGCUCCCUAUGCCAGGCGCUCUGAGCCCCCCGUGGCUGUCUUCCCCAGACUGCACCCUGGUCUGCGGAGCCUCACCAUGUGUGUGCAGGAUGUGAUCCCGAAUAUGCAGAGUUGCCAGCGGCUUCCUGACGGUCACCCCAUCUUCCAAUGCAAGGCAGAUGUCUUCCUGUCACUCCGCACCAAUGACUGUCGUAGCACCUGAUGCCUAGCCCUGGUCAUCGCUCGGCUCCCAUGGGUGCACCCCACUGUCCAGCUUGGGAACCCCCAGGCACCCCAUCUUCAAAUAAAUGGCUGGAUAAAUGAGAAGUGAGGCUGGUCUUUGAGUGAGGGCAAAGGCAGGGACCCCAUGUCUCCAAACCUGUACCUCAAACUCAAGAACUGACAGAUCCCGGCCUCCUGGGCCCUGUGGGGCUGCUUCUACUGAGGUCUCCUC
Messenger RNA from Erinaceus europaeus (western European hedgehog), 579 nucleotides. It is a transcript of the gene NPB, whose product is annotated as neuropeptide B. Gene Ontology annotation, molecular function: G protein-coupled receptor binding. Gene Ontology annotation, biological process: G protein-coupled receptor signaling pathway; feeding behavior. The record is from RefSeq and is a predicted model, not a curated record. The transcript is spliced from 2 exons. NCBI's taxonomy places the organism in Eukaryota, Metazoa, Chordata, Mammalia, Eulipotyphla, Erinaceidae. The coding region runs from base 1 to 348 and encodes 115 amino acids.